Messenger RNA from Esox lucius (northern pike), 1583 nucleotides. RefSeq lists its product as uncharacterized. Gene Ontology annotation, cellular component: cytosol. The record is from RefSeq and is a predicted model, not a curated record. The transcript has 4 exons. Gene Ontology annotation, molecular function: N-methyltransferase activity. NCBI's taxonomy places the organism in Eukaryota, Metazoa, Chordata, Actinopteri, Esociformes, Esocidae. The coding region runs from base 737 to 1510 and encodes 257 amino acids.
AGAACUCCUUGUGGUUACUGGUUGUUCUGUUGAUGACAGUUUGAUGACAUUCCGGUCCAUAGACACACUGCGUUCGCAUGUGACUCUGUAUGACACCAGCAGACCGGAUCAACGACCAUGCUGGCAAGACAGGGUAUCACCCUGCUUGUUGCUGUGAUGUUUUUUUCACAGUACCCAAGACCAAUCCGUGGGCUAACCUGACAGUAGGAAAAAAUUAUCCACGGAAAUGCUGCGAUGUGGGUUUGGUCAGAUUUAACUCCUUAGCCUGUUGUGACGAUUGCUGAGCUGUUGUAGAUACCCCCAUAGACCCUCAGCUGGAGAACUGGCUCAACAGGUCCUCAAGCAGUAACCAGGUGGCCCAGAUCUCCCAUCAACAGGCAACCCCCGUCACCUGAACACCCCCCAACACACGUCACUCCCUGAGUUACCUGAACACAUAUCGACACCCAUCACUCCCUGAGUAACCUGAACACCUACCAACACCCAUCACUCCCUGAGUUACCUGAACACCUACCACCAUAGUCAAACAGAUCACCAAACACCAGCAUCCCCUGUACCAGACAGCUGAACACCCAACACUGCCCAACCCUGAAUCAGACAGCUGGCUACCCAACACCAGCCACCCUUAAAUCAGACUGCUGGACACCCAACACUGCCGAAACCUGAUUUGGACAGCUGAUUUACCCAACGCCAGCCACCCCUGAAUCAGACAGUGGAAGUCCCAACACCAGCCACCAUGGGAGAGAACCACCAGGCCAGGUUUGACCCAAAGACCUACUUCGACUACUGCUACCAGUUUGCUACAGUGCCGGGCCAGAAGGACAACCGACGCUUUGUCAACUUCGUCCUCUGUCAGCUCAGCAAGACCUUCUCAACAGGGAAGUACCAGGGCCAGAGGCUGAUUGAGGUGGGUACUGGUCCGACUGUCCACACGCUGAUCAGUGCCUGUCAGUACUACGACGAGAUCCUGGCGUCCGACUACGUGGACAGCAACCGGAGUGAGAUUGAGAGGUGGCUCAGGGCGGAGGAGGGCUGUUUUGACUGGAGCGCACACAUGCAGUACGUCUGUGACCUGGAGGGCAAAAGAACCCCUCAGAUCAUCGCGGACACACUCCGCCAGAAAGUCAAACGGGUUCUAAAGUGUGACGUCUGCCUGGAGAACCCGUUCCACCCCAUCAAGGUUCCACCGGCAGACUGCGUCAUUUCCUCCCUGUGCCUGGAGGCGGCGUGUAAGGACCGCGAGUCGUACCGGCGCUCCCUGUCCUCCGUGGCGGGCCUGCUGAGGUCCGGAGGGGUCCUGGUUCUGAUCGGGGACCUGGACGAGAACUACUACACGGUGGGAGAGCAGAGGUUCGCCUGCGUCAACCUGAACCAGGAGUUCAUCACCGCCACGCUGUCGGAGCUGGGGCUAACGGUGGAGGAGUUCAAUCUGCAACAGGCGGAGGACAGGACUGGCAACCUGAAGUGUGACUACGCAGCCUCAUUCCACCUCAUCGCCGUAAAACGCUGAUCGGUCAAACUGGCUAAUCACUCGCUAUCCAUGUUUUAAAGCAAUAAAACAGAAUUGGUUUAUGUUCACGUUA